Diversispora eburnea is the source of this 1641-nucleotide messenger RNA. The record is from the annotation of a GenBank genome assembly. Lineage: Eukaryota; Fungi; Glomeromycota; Glomeromycetes; Diversisporales; Diversisporaceae.
AUGGACACAUGUGAGCUGAGAUUAUUGGGAAUAUGGGAGGUCAAAUGUCGAUCAUUUUUGCCAGAAUUAGAAAAACCGUUUUCAUUAUUGAUUGUGCAAUCAUGUCAUACAAAUAAGCUCCAAUUCCAAUCUAAUUAUUUUCAUUUUAUGGAUCCUAUUACUGGACUUCCGAGUUCUCGUCGUUCAACUAUUUCUGAAAGUGAUAUACACCGUGAAGGCUUAACUACCGAAACACAUGAUUGGACUUUAAUAAAAGUAAUUGAUCUUGUCGGUGACCAAAAUGUAAUAGUUAUUGAUGGUAAUACUCCUAUAGAAGAAGCUUGUGAUAUUCUCAUAAAAAAUAAUAUAUCAUCAGCUCCAGUUUAUGAUCCAACAGUUAAAAGUUAUAUUGGGAUGUUUGAUUGGUCAGAUGUUAUGUCUUAUUUGUUGAUUGUUCUUAAAAAGAAAAACGUUAUAGAACAACAACAGAAAAGUGAUGAAGAAUUAACAUCAGAAUUCAAUGAUUUGUUGAAAUUAGCUAUGCAGUGUCAGCCUGUUCCUAAUCCAUUUUAUAGUGUAAUUCCAGAAACAUCAUUGUUACAUGUUGUUAAAUUAUUUGGAAGUGGUAUUCAUAGAGUUGCUGUUGUUGAUGCAGAUGGUGCAUUGAAAGGAAUAUUGACUCAAUCCAGAGUAGUUACAUACUUUUAUGAAAAUGUGACCAAAUUUCCUUCGAUUGAACAACUUUUUCCCAAGACUGUAAAUCAUGUAAUCUCUACUCAAGCUGAAUCAUUUGUUCUUGAUGCAUUGACAAUGAUGAACAAGAAUGGAUUAAGUUCAAUUGCUGUUGUUGAUGUAGAUAGUACAUUAAUUGGAAACCUCAGUAUGACAGAUGUUAAAGAUAGAUAUCCUGUAUUUGAUGUUCGCCCAUCAUCAACAUUAGGAUAUACAAUUGCUAAAUUAACAGCUCAUCGUGUUUGGGUUGUAAAUGAGCGUAUGCAUUGUAUCGGUGUUGUAAGCUUAACAGAUAUUCUUAGUGUAUUCGCACGUUCAGAAAAUGUGGAAAUUUCAGAUAAACCUGAAAAUGUCCCUCUUCAUUGGUCGAACGUGGGUGUUGCCUCUUCAUUCAUUUUAAUAAAUGGAAUUAUUUCAUUUUGGCUUGAUUUACGUUUAGAAAAAUCAUUAUUUAUAAGUUCAAUUCGUUGUCUUGUACAGUUAACCAUCAUGGGAUUAAUUCUUGAAGAUGUUUUUAAAGCAAGACACCCUCUCAUAGUUAUGAUAAUGAUAUUUGUGCUUAUAUUUUUGGCUGCAAAUGAAGUUUCAUUUAAUAAGAGUAGAAGAAGACACUCGGGAAUGUUUUUUUCAGUUCUUGUAUCAUUAUCUUUAAGCACUCUUAUUAUUGGCAUUAUUGGAUCACGUUUUGCAUUAUCUCAAGUCCCUUUUUGGGAACCACAAGUAUUUAUUCCAACCAUGGGAAUGUUACUUGGAAAUUGCAUGUCUGCCGUAGCUGUUGGUAAUUCUUAUGCAUUAGGACAAUUCAGUGAGCAAAGAGAAAAUAUAGAAAUGUAUUUAGCAUUUGGAGCUUCUAGAUGGGAAGCUGGUCGUCCAGUCGCAGUAGAGGCAAUUAGAUUGGCUAUGUUGCCAACCAUUAAUGCAAUGAGGUGA